GCCAGUGAACAUUGAGCGGAGCAGACCAAAAUCCCAAACAAGGAAAUGGUGGGGGAAUAAAACGAUCAGAUUAUUUAAUUAAUGCAUGUAAUAAUUAAUAUUUUAUUUUAUUGUAAAUUAAGAAAUAUUUAUGGGUAACAAUGGAUUACGACUUCAAAACAAAGCUCGCGGCGGAAAGAGAGAAAGUAGAAGAUCUGUUUGAAUAUGAAGGUUGCAAAGUGGGUCGAGGCACCUACGGUCAUGUUUAUAAAGCUAAGCGCAAAGACGGGAAAGACGAGAAGGAGUAUGCACUGAAACAAAUAGAAGGUACCGGAAUAUCGAUGUCUGCGUGCAGGGAGAUCGCGCUGCUGCGAGAGCUGAAGCACCCCAACGUGAUAGCCCUGCAGAAAGUGUUCCUGUCCCACAGUGACAGAAAGGUGUGGCUCCUCUUCGACUACGCCGAACACGACCUCUGGCACAUCAUUAAGUUUCACCGUGCCUCGAAGGCCAACAAGAAGCCGAUGCAGCUGCCCCGGGGCAUGGUGAAGUCACUCCUCUAUCAGAUACUGGACGGUAUUCACUAUCUCCACGCCAACUGGGUUCUACACCGGGACCUGAAACCGGCCAACAUCCUGGUCAUGGGAGAAGGUCCUGAACGGGGACGAGUCAAGAUCGCGGACAUGGGAUUCGCCAGGCUCUUUAACUCGCCCCUCAAGCCGCUUGCAGACCUGGACCCCGUGGUGGUGACAUUCUGGUAUCGCGCCCCCGAACUGCUGCUAGGAGCAAGACACUAUACCAAAGCUAUAGACAUCUGGGCGAUCGGCUGCAUCUUCGCCGAGUUGCUGACGUCGGAGCCCAUCUUCCACUGCCGCCAGGAGGACAUCAAGACCAGCAACCCCUUCCACCAUGACCAGCUGGACCGGAUUUUCAGCGUUAUGGGCUUCCCGGCAGACAAGGACUGGGAGGACAUCCGAAAGAUGCCGGAGUAUCCCACGCUGCAGAAGGACUUCAGGAGAACAACGUAUGCAAAUAGUAGCCUCAUCAAGUACAUGGAGAAACACAAAGUGAAACCCGACAGCAAAGUUUUUUUGUUGCUGCAGAAGCUCCUCACGAUGGAUCCCACCAAAAGGAUCACCUCAGAGCAGGCUCUACAGGAUCCCUAUUUCCUGGAGGAUCCUCUCCCCACAUCUGACGUCUUCGCUGGCUGUCAGAUCCCCUACCCCAAACGGGAAUUCCUGAAUGAAGACGAACCGGAAGAGAAAACUGAGAAGAACCAGACUCAGCAGCAACACCAGCAGACGCAGGCGCAGACACAGACGCAGACGCAACAGGCCGCCGCGCAGCAGGCUCCCUCACAGCAGAGCUCUGCUCAGACCAAUGGCACGGCGACAGGGACCGGGGCCACUGUGGCGACAGGACUGCAGCACGGCCAGGACCAGGCCCCGCCCAACAAGAAGCCACGCAUGGGGCCCUCGGGCGCCCCCUCGGGCACUGGGGUCAUGCAGUCCGAGUACCAGCACUCCAGUUCCCGUCUUGGUUACCAAGGCAACGUCCAAGGCUCUUCUCAGUCCCAAAGCACCAUGGCAUAUUCCUCCACUUCCCAGCAGAGUUCCCAGUAUUCCCACCAGUCACACCGCUACUGACGUUUGGCUUUUCCUUAACCCCAUAGCCUUGCCCUCACUCAUACUGGAGAACCUUCACUCCCAAACACUCUUCCCCCGAUCAUUCUCCUGCAAGCCAUACCCCUCAGACCAAUAGACAUCCCCCAGUAUGACCCCACCAGGGAUCUGAUCCCCUCACACUCCCUUGUAGGCCACGCCAUUUGCCCCUGUUCCCGUUUCCCCUCAGGCUCCCACCCCAAAGCCACCCUUCUGCCCUGUACCUAACCCUAACCCUAACCCCGCCCAUAUUCGUCUAGCCCCCGCCCUGACUCAGGGCUUCUGCAAUAUGAAGGCAAAUUCAACACAGGAACCAAAAAAAAAAAAAACAACAACAAGCCCUCUUUCACCCUUAGAUGAAGAGGGAAAUGCAAGGACAAGAGAAGAGAGAAGCCAGGCAGAGCCUCUGACGGACCCUGCGAGCAGAAACGCGCGUGGUGUCGUCCUAGAAGCCAGGCGGUUGUAUGGGGGGGAGGCGGCACCUCUGUCCGUUUAUAUACCGCACCUUUUCUAUUCGUUCGACAACAGACUUGUUUCGUUCGCUCUGCUGAGUUUUUAAGUUUAAUUUGUUAUCUCUGUAAAUAUUUUUUGGUAUCAAACAGAUGGGAUGAAGCGCAGGAAACAAGCCCUUUACACACAAUGGUAUCUCACGCUGCACGAUUCCCUUUACGUUUUUUUUUUUUUUUAAUAUCAAUGAGAAAAUAAAGGAAAAAAAUCAUCCCGGUGCUUUCUGGGUUUGAGGAAGAAAGAAGGAAAAAAAACAAGCUUCUCGGAAUUAUCCCAGCUAUGUAUCUGUCGUCCUGAAGUCCCUUUUGUACAGAUGGAACAUUGACUCUACAGGUGGCUCCAUUGCGGGGGAUGUAAGCUCUGCUUUAUCACCAUACUUUGUUAGUGAAGUGGAUUCACAUUGAGUUCUGUCUUUCUGUACCUCUCAAGCGCCAUUCCUCACCAAGAGCCCCCCCCCAGCCAGAGACCAUCAGUUGUACUUAACAUUUGACAAAAAUGGUUCUUUAGUUUGUGUGUUGGGGUGAGUGUGCGAGAAGCAAGAAAAAUGGCAUCUAAUUAUCCAGUAUGAAUGUAAACGUCCCAUGGCAUCAACCAUGCGAAUGCGGUCGUGCCCAGUUGCUAGAGAUGGGCAUCUGCGCAGACGACCGUGCCAGCAGGGGUCAAAGGUCAGGCCAAAAGCAUGUCGCUUGUCAGAGCAGCUAAAGGUUAUCGGCCCAACACCUCGGGGCUUCACCGUUUAUUCAUGUGAUUUUUUUGUUGUUGUUGCGGCUGUUGUUGUUAUUGUUCUAAAUGAACUCUGAGGGAUUGCACUGGCAGCUUGAUCUCCACUGGACCCAGGAACAACAAGGCGUGAAGAGCCCAGCUUCUCCUCUGCACUUCCUCUCCCUCAAUGAGCACUGACGUUAUUCUCCUUCUUGGAGCACAGCGGAGAGAUUGGAAAAGAACGAUGCUGGCUGGGGAAGGAGGUCACCGCUAAAGAUCUCCUCUCUCUCUCUCUCUCUCUCUCUAUCUCUAUCUGUCUAUCCCUCUCUCUUGCUCUCUCUAUCCCUCUCACAUGCUCUCGUUGGUGGUAACGCUCAGUAUGAUGUAUAAUUAGUGUGGCACCAUUCUCUAGCUUUUCUUAUCAGUGCUCAGACUCUGUGUCAGUAGUGAUUUUAAUUUUGAUGACGCCAUCUUUAAAGCUCUUUUAACUGCCUUCGCUCUGUGAUCAGCCAGUGUAGUCAGCUUGCCUGUAAUAGGAAUCAGCACGCUCUUCUUGGAGCCAGUAACGCCCCCCCGGUGCUCGCCUGUCGUGAAGAAAGGCCGUUUAUCUUGGCUUUGAUGGGUAUGAUGGCAGCCGGCUGAUCCAUCCACCUUCCACAAUUGAGAGAGCGCCUUUAACAGGAACGCCAUCAUGGGAGAAUCUCACCCAUCAGUCAUCGUUCAGCGAUAAUGACGAUACAACAUACGAACAUCCUCAGUGGCUGUUCUGGCAUUUUCCGCUGACGACAAAAGCUUGCUUUGUUUUGUUUUUAUAAUUUUAUUGUCAUUUCUACUGUCUCCCUUGGCCUGUUCCAGGAGUGCGACACUGAUGUUCUUGGGGUUCAUCGGAAACUAGCAAUAUAGCGCUCAGAGUUUUCCACGUCUGCACUGGGGACGUCAGGGUGGAUGCCGGGACACUGGGCGACCGAUUUGGCGUGACCACGGUCCUGACUGUUUUCUAAACGUCCUUUGUAUGAAGAUUUGUUACUGUCGUUAUUAUUAUUAUUGUUGUUUUGUUUUUUAAUUGUUUUUUAAGUUACCGUCGUACCUUUUUAUUACCCCAUGGUCAGACGCAACGGGCCAGGUGAUACAGCCUUCCAAAACCGUGGUGUAUUCUGGGAAAUCAAACCAGCAGCUUUUCAGAAGUUCUUUGGCAGACUUCUUUUCUAUGCUUAAAUUAUGGUUAACGAGCGUAACGGCUCCACAUCCUAUUGCUCUGAAGUAAACUACUUAAGCGAGGUUUUAAAGUAUUACACUGUAUGCAGCCCGCGCUGGUUGCGGUGGGGCAAUAACAGGCAUACAGUUCCUAUGCAAAACAAACGGGAAAAAAAAGCUUUUACUUGCGUAUUGCCUCGGUUUUAUUAAGGGGCACGGAUCUCACAGGUUUCUUAUGGUUGAAACUUUAUUGGUUUUUAAAUGAUUUGGAUAUCGAUUUCUUAUUGUGAUUCUUACAACUAAAUGUUGAAUCAUGGGAUUUGGCGUACAGCUUCGCAUAAUCUCCUCUUUCUCAUUCAUUACUGCAUUAUGAGAAUUAUAUUCUAAAUGAUAUAUUGUAAAAGAGAGCAUGUAUAUAGACAGUAUACCAUCAUAUUUAUUAUUUCCAUAUAUAUAUAGAAAACAUAGAUAUGUUUCGAGGUGUUUCUUGAGCACUUAAGAGACUUUGACCUGGAGUGGAUCUGUGUCUUACAGAACCCAAGUACUUAUUUGAUCAUGGGACUACAGUAAAUUUGCCUGUCGAUGCCAUAGCGUAUAAUAGGAGAAGAUAAUUUACACUGUAAAAAGAUACCUAAUAAGAUUUCAUUAGUGUAAUGCUUAGUAUGUCAUUGCCAUUUUAUUCUGUAAUGAUACUAAUGGAGUUCGCUUGAAUAUUUUCUUGGAUCUCCAUUCGGUGUCGUCUACCAGCUGCUGCCUAUUUUAUUUUAUUUUUUUAUAUAAUGCAUUUUUCAAAAACACAGACAGAUGUGACUUUUACUAAAGCUUUGGACUCGAACCGUACAUUUCACCGUGUGGACAGUGCCUUUUAAUCCUGAGUUUUGACCUCAUGGUUCCCGUCUCGUACAAUAUCCGGGACGUGUUUUACGUUGGCCUUUUUGUGUCGUGUGUGCGUGUGUUUUUUUUUUAUCAUUAUUUUUGUAUGUUUUUCAUAACUGAUUUGCAUCUCUUCGUCAUUUGAUUAUUUACCAUAGGCAGCAAGCAGCUAAAUAUCACCGUCAAUGUUAGGAAAUUGUAAGAAAAACCAACAGCAUAGUGGAUGAAAUAUUAACUUUGUUUCUAUGCGUCAAUAUUGUUUUUCAUUAAAGUACAUUUGAGAUGAUUCAUUGUAAUGCAUUGCUAUGAUAAUUGUUCUUACUGCACUGUUCUUGCUGAAAUAUUUAGUAGGAAAUUAAUACUAUUUAAUUUUUUAUAUAAUGUCUUGUUUAGACACUAAACAUAUGGCAGUUGUAAGACAAUAGGAUCAGAAAAGGAGUCUUAUGUAUGUAUAAACACAUAACGAUUUGAUCUGAUAUAGAUCCAUGUCAUAGUGAACUCCUAAGUCUGCACCUCUUCACAAUCUCCCUUUUAUGUUUCUUGCAUGUGCUCGUCCUUUCUGGUCCAGAACUUUUUAGGCACUUACUCCAGUCUUUGAAAGUGGGUACGGACACCGACUAGAGGACAGGGACAGAUAUUUGACCUGCAGAGAUCUCCCGCGGCUGGACACACUCUCAAAGCCAGCAGAGUCCCUUCCGCAGGCUCGCUCUACGGCAGGGGUGACAUUUUCCAUGCAUUCUGCAUGACUGUAUGCAGGUGAUUCCUGCAGCCAAGUUGCUUUUAGAGAUUCUUGUUGAUUUGCCCCGGUGUCCAGACCGCAAGAACAUGGCUCUCAAUUGAAGGAAGCCAGCAGAACAUCAGUGUGUUGGCAUAUUUGGAUCAUCAACUGUCAAUUGGAAUAAACUGUAAUUAAACUUCAAACCAGUGUGUAUGAUGUGGGGUAUUGAACAAACAAUCAAAUGAAUGACCAAACAAAUCCCAAGCUGUUUUCUGACCUUGUGGUUAAUGCCCCUUGAAAUUGUUCUCUUCUGCAAUGAUUUGUGUGAAGUCUCGUGACAUAACCGGCGUUUAAUCCACUCCCACAUUCCACACUACCUGGACAUCCGCUGGCGUCUUUGAGGGGGAGAAAAUCUCUGCAGGCGAAAGCGUCUCUCUGCUCCCGUGGUCUCCGCAUCACCACGUGUGCGUGCGUGUAAACUCGUGUGUGGGAUACGCAACAGAUCAGAAAAACAAAACUGUGUCCAUAGCAAUAACACAGUGCAGAGGGAAAGGAUCAUUUAUACUUUACUGCUGCUUUUAGCGAUGUUGUCCUGAUUUCACUGUACAAAUGACUGUUAAAUGAGGAAAAAGUCAUGUAUAUUUAUUUUAUAUCCUCUAUUGUAAUAAAAUCUCUUUUGCUUCAGGUGGAAAA
This is a messenger RNA of Paramormyrops kingsleyae, 6324 nucleotides long. RefSeq names its product cyclin dependent kinase 19 (gene cdk19). The record is from RefSeq and is a predicted model, not a curated record. Gene Ontology annotation, biological process: protein phosphorylation. Gene Ontology annotation, cellular component: nucleus; cytosol. NCBI's taxonomy places the organism in Eukaryota, Metazoa, Chordata, Actinopteri, Osteoglossiformes, Mormyridae. Gene Ontology annotation, molecular function: ATP binding; protein serine/threonine kinase activity.